This is a messenger RNA of Penicillium digitatum Pd1, 1110 nucleotides long. NCBI's taxonomy places the organism in Eukaryota, Fungi, Ascomycota, Eurotiomycetes, Eurotiales, Aspergillaceae. The record is from RefSeq and is a predicted model, not a curated record.
AUGGUUUCCACUCCCCACGAAGCGUCCUCGGCGCCACCCGAACCGUCGGUGACCCCAACCAACGCUGAGACCCCUAUCAACGCGCUCGAUCCAAUUGCGGUCGAUAAUUUUAGCGAUGACACCAACAGUGUAUUCGAAGAUGACAUGUCCGAUCUCACCUCCCUGUCGUCAAGCGUACUUGAGUUUGAGUAUGAAAAUGGUCGGCGGUAUUGCAGUCCCCGCUCAGGAGGUUACAUGAUGCCGAAUGACGAGGAGGAGCAGGAUCGAAUGGAUCUGACACACCACAUAUGGCUGAUGCUACUAGGAGGAGAGCUCUACAAUGCUCCUAUCAAAUCAUCACCGCAGAACAUCCUUGACCUGGGAACCGGAACAGGCAUUUGGGCUAUGGACAUUGCCGAGAAAUUUCCUAGCGCUCAUGUCACUGGGACUGACAUCAGCCCCAUCCAGCCGACAUGGGUGGCCCCAAAUAUCGAUUUUAUCGUGGAGGAUUUUGAAAGUGAAUGGCAGUAUAGGCUAAACCACUUUGACUUUAUCCAUGCACGAUGCCUGGCAGGUUGCGUGGCCGAUUGGCCUGGAUUUAUCCGCCGAAUCUACGACCACGUCAAACCCGGCGGCUACUUUGAAUCGCACGAAAGUGCUGUGUGGGCUCGUAGUGACGAUGGCUCCCUAAAGCAAGGUUCCGCGCUCAUGGAAUGGCAGAAGGCCAUCAAUUUCGCCGGCGACAAGAGCGGCCGGGAGCUGAACAUCUACCAUAAACUUAAGGACUGGAUGCUUGCAGCUGGCUUUGAGGACGUCAGCUUGACGGUCUACACGCUGCCGUUCUCGCCCUGGCCACGCGAUCCCCAUCUGAAGGCCCUGGGGAAGUACCAGGCAGUGCAGUUACAGCAAGCCAUCGACUCAUAUUCACUGCGCUUGUACACGCAGGUUCUGGGCUGGGGCUCGGAUGUGGCCAAGAUCCAUAAUGCUAUGGUCAAGAGGGAGCUGCGGGAUAAGAGGUUGCAUGCCUAUGUUCAAACGUAUAGUCCAACCUACCCCUCUUCGAUGGCCUUAGUACUUAUACUAACUAAGAGUAGAGUCGCUGUGUAUGGGAGAAAGCCUCUUCAUUUCUAA